Messenger RNA from Plasmodium gaboni, 422 nucleotides. RefSeq names its product putative EMP1-like protein. Lineage: Eukaryota; Apicomplexa; Aconoidasida; Haemosporida; Plasmodiidae. The annotation marks the transcript as partial. The record is from RefSeq and is a predicted model, not a curated record. Gene Ontology annotation, molecular function: host cell surface receptor binding. Gene Ontology annotation, cellular component: membrane. The transcript has a single exon.
UGGGAGUGUGACAAUAGCAAGUUCCAAAGUGGUCACCAAGGAGCCUGUAUGCCGCCGCGAAGACAAAAACUAUGCAUAAAGAAAUUAACAAAACUUAAUGGCAAUGACACAACUAAAUUGCGUGAAACCUUGAUCAAAUGUGCUGCAGUAGAAACAUUUUUUGCGUGGCAGUAUUAUAAAAAAACGAGUGGCCAAAGUGGUAAUGUAGAGACACAACUACAAAGUGGUACUAUCCCUGAAGAUUUUAAACGUCAAAUGUUCUAUACAUUAGGAGAUUUUAGAGAUUUAAUUUUGGAUACAGAUAUAUCUGCAAAAAGGAAAAACCCAAAUGGAAAAACUGAUGUGGGUAAAGCAGUAGAGAAUAUAAAAAAAAUUCUUGAUAAAAAAGAUGGCCAAGCUGGUGGUACCCAAACCACACCUCA